Molecule: messenger RNA, 1903 nt
Organism: Boleophthalmus pectinirostris (great blue-spotted mudskipper)
Lineage: Eukaryota; Metazoa; Chordata; Actinopteri; Gobiiformes; Gobiidae
Gene: nxph2a
Product: neurexophilin 2a
Exons: 3
Coding region: 422-1210 (262 amino acids)
Molecular function (GO): signaling receptor binding
Source: RefSeq, a predicted model, not a curated record
GAGGCGACUGUGAGAAGACACGAGGAGGAGAGCGAGGAGCAGUGAGUGAGACCAGAGACAACAACUGGCUACAGAGUGCGCGUGCCCUGCGUAGUUACACAGGAUACAGCGAGGGAUGAGACCAUAGGCUGUAUAGAUGAGACACUCUUUCGCUUCGGUCCUCAACUUUAUCUGGUUGUGUUCUGUAGAAGUUUGGCAGUAAAAACUGAUUUCUAAGGAGUAAUUAUUCAAAGGAGAGAAACUUGUACGGGAUUUUAGGAGCUCGAAGUGGAUUGGACAAGCAUGACUGACUGCGCAAAGUGAAGUGCCAUUUUAAAGCGGUGAAAAAGAAACAAUGUGCGAGCGCCAUGUGCCUCUGCCCGGAGCGUCAGAGAGGAUUUAAGCGUCGUUCAUCGUGAAUUAGUUCCGAAGUCAGUCAAAGAUGAGAGCCGUGCAAACACUACUGCUGCUAUUCCUCCUGCACCAGAUCACAUGCAAAAAAGUGCACGGCGGUGGAGUCACGCAGCUGAUUGAGUUCGGCGACAGUGAGCAGAAGAUGUCUCCCACGGGUGCCAGUCCCCGCCUCCUGAACCCCCUCCGUCUGUUUGCGCGCACCUCCCCAGGGCUCAAAAGCAACAUGAGGGAGAUGACUUAUUUACAGAACAUAGAGGACUUCUGGGACUGGUUAUCUAAUCAGACAGAUACCCAAGCUGUACAGGCCCGCUCCAAACGCCGGCCAAUCGUCAAAACCGGAAAAUUUAAGAAGAUGUUCGGAUGGGGUGACUUCCAUUCCAACAUCAAAACUGUCAAACUCAACUUGCUCAUCACUGGGAAAAUAGUGGAUCACGGAAAUGGGACUUUUAGCGUCUAUUUUCGGCAUAAUUCAACUGGUUUGGGUAAUGUUUCAGUUAGUUUGGUCCCUCCUUCGAAAGUAGUUGAGUUUGAAAUCGCGCAACAGUCCACUCUGGAGCAAAAGGACACGAAAUCUUUCAACUGUCGCAUCGAGUAUGAGAAAACGGACCGCAACAAGAAGACUGCCCUGUGCAAUUUUGACCCCUCCAAAGUGUGUUAUCAGGAGCAGACCCAAAGCCAUGUGUCCUGGCUGUGCUCUAAGCCCUUCAAAGUCAUAUGCAUCUAUAUAGCCUUCUACAGCGUGGACUACAAACUGGUUCAGAAGGUUUGCCCUGACUACAAUUACCAUAGCGACACGCCCUACUCCUCCACAGGAUGACAGAGCGCCUAAAAUAGACAACAUCUCAACAAAUACUUGGCAAAUUGUAACAUAAAUCUCCCUGCAAACUUAAAGGUGCAAUGUAUAACUUUUCUGGAGGAUUGCUUUGCCUAGAUGCACCCCACACCGUAUGGUAUUAAACUGAUCUUUCCAUGAAGCCAAACAGGUAAUAACAACGGGCCAAAUUACAGGUUAGAUCUGUGGAGAGGUGACCCCACUCAUAGGUAUGUUUGAGCAACAUAAACACAGAUAAGUUUAAUGCUAUGCUGUGGAAUAUUCAAAGGAAAAGAAAAGUUACAUACUGCACCAUUAAAGAGGAAAUUAUGGACUUGGAAUAACAUUGGAAAAGUGUAUACCAGCUGUGUAUUGUAAAGAUGAAGUUCAAGGAAUAGGUCAAAGAGGAGUUGACUUGGGAUUUGAAGCUAAAGCUUGUGCCGCACUGUGUGAUUUCACCACAAUGCACAUGUUCAGUGUAAACCAAUCACUAAUUAGUAUCUUGUCCAGAUGUUUUCUUCAAGGCGAGACCACAGGCAGUGUCUCCCAAAUGGUGCAUCACUUGGAUCUCAGCAAAAACGUAAUACUGUAUAUUCACUUCAUCUGAACCGGGUUGGACAGUAAAAGACUUCUAGACAGACAAAUUACAUAAAUGUUCAACUGCGCGACGGCGAUGUUGAUGGAUGGUCCAAUGCUCUA